AUGCAACAAUGGUUUAAACAUGAACACUUGUACUCUGAUAGUUCAAUAUAUCAUACAUCAUUGGAAAGAAUACCUUUUUUGAAAACUGAAACUGAGCUUACUUUGUUAAAAACGUUCACUGUUAAAGCAGAGACAAGACCUGGGCAAAAAGUUUGUGUAUCCGGCAACUGUCCGAUUUUAGGAAAUUGGGAAAUAAAUGAUGCGUUUGUGCUUACCAACAUGAAUUUGACAUAUACUGAAAAUAAGUUCGUUAAUAGGAACCUACAGUUUUUAUUUAUUUUUUAAAUUAUAAACUAAUUAAAAUAGUAUAAUUUCAAAAUAUAAUGCACAGAAAAACAAUGUUUUAUAAUAGAUGGUAUGAGGAACAUUUAAUGGGCGAUUUAGAUGAAGUAUUCAUCAAAAUACAACACCUAUAUACAUAUAUAUAUAUUUUUAUUUAUGUAUUCAUUUUUUAAUUUUAUUUCAGUCAAAAAUUUUACAUAUGGAGUGGAAAAGUACAUUUGCCUACAGACAAAGAAAUAUUUUUUCGUUAUUUUAUUGCAUAUAUUUUAGAGCCUGAUGGUAAUUAUGUAAGACAAAAACAUACUUUAAUUCAAUCAUGGGAAUCACACCAGAUUCCUAGACCUAUACAAUUUAUUGAUGGUACGUUCAAUUUUUUAAUCAUUAUAAAUAGAAUCAAAGGUAAAUAUUAUGAAAAUAGACAUUUAAAUUAUUUUAGGGAGUUCUAAAUCAAGUAAUGAUAGUGUAUCACAUUGUGAUAUUUAUGGUUUACGUGAAAAACAACAAAUUAGCAAGGGGUUUUUGACUUCAGAGUGUGCUGUACAGUUUAAAUUGUAUAAUAAACCUAUUAAAUUCUGGGCACCUAAAUUGAUGGAACAUAUUGUAUGGAAAACUAAAUUAAAUUUUUAUUAUAGCAAAAGUAAAAGUACCAUAAUUAUUCAUUUUUUUCAGAAUUUGAUCAGUAUAAAGAUGACACCUGUACCUUUGUCUAAAGUAUCAGAUGAUUAUGAAGAUAAAUCUAGUGUCACUAAUUUAUCAAUUGAUAAUUCAAAUUCAUUAACGGCUGAGGAUAUUCAACAAAAUCUUGGGUGGCCAUUUGUGGAAUGUAUGGUUAGUUUGAAAAACAACAAAACAAUUUUAAAUUUGCAUAAUUGAAGUGUUCGACAUUUAGAAUAGGUCAUUUUUAUAUUUUUAAAAUAUUUCAUAAUUUUAUUUUUUAGGAUAUCCCUGGUGGUUAUAAACUGCAACUUCAAAAACAGUUUGGAACCAUGAUAACAGAAAACGGAUUUCAUUUAUUUCAAACGAGAAUUCAUAAUUUUGGUUAUAUUGUGAGAUAAAUUGAUUAAAAAUUAAUUAUUUGAAGUUUAUAAUUAUUUUAAUUUACUGAUAUAUUUUCAGGGAUAUGUUUUUAAUAUUUAUGUUCACAAUGAAUCUUCUCAAAAACCUCCUUAUUAUAUUGGAUCUACGUACAUUCUACCAAGUAAUAUGAAAUAUAGUAAUGGAGUAAUUAUGUGUCCUAUCACAAGUGUUCGUCAACAGCCAUUAGGAGAACUUGAAAGUGAAGAGUUCCAAAGUUUUAAUUUAUAUUGUAAUUUAAAAUAUGAAUUUUUUUUUUAAAUUCCAGUUCAUUAUUUAAUUAUAAAACCAACCAAGGAUAUCCACUGCAAUUUAGAAAAAAUCAAAAUUACGGAUUGGAAAAGUUCCCAAGUGACAUUGGAUAUUGGUCAUAGAGGCUUAGGCUCAUCUUUUAAACAAUUAUUGCCAGAGUGAGUUUGAACUUAAUGAUUUUAUCAAUUUCAAUAAUAAUAAUAAUUUAUUGUUAUAAAACGGGCGUGAACCUAAUUGAACAAAUAUACAAUAAAAACAAUAGGCUUUACACACGGUUAUAAGUGAUUGGAUGUAACAUUAAUACUGUUAAAAUUAUAAAUAAUGUAAUAAUAAUAUAAGAUAAAUUCGAUAGAAGAUAAUAUAAUAGAUAUCAACAAUAAUUAACAUGCGAUUUAAUUAUUUUAGAUACAUCAUCAAGAAAAAAUUCAAAGUUAGGUAUUUUUUGCAUAAUAACAUUGCUCUGGAAAAAGGUGAAUUUUUAGCAGAGUUAUUAUGAGAGGAGGAGUAGAAAAGAGUGGGUAUCUGGGAUGGUGUGAGGGAACAUUAAAGUGAAUGUGUUCAAGUAAAUAAGGAGAAUUUAUAAGGCCAUUAAUGAGGUUAUAAGCAAAAGAUAUAUCCACCGAUUCCCAUUUAGAAGCCUGUGUGGAAAAUAAGAAUGUAAACGGAUAGAUUAAUAUUUGAGGAACCGAUUUUAAAUUCUUUCGAUUGAAUCACUUUCUAAUUUAGUAUAUGGGCUUCGAAUAAUAGAAUCGUAUUCUAAAAUAGACCUUACAAGAGCCAUGUGAAGGGUUUUAAAAGAUCUAGGAUCUGAAAACAUAGAAGAGUGAAAUUUAAUAAAACCUAAUGUUUUUGAAGAUUUCUUCACGAUAACAACAUGUGUUCAUAAAAACAUAAAUCAUAUGAAAAAAUUACACCAAGGUCUUUAACAGAAGAAAAUGAGUCGAGUACGUUGUUAUUGAUACUAUAAGUACAUGUGAUUGGGUUGAGUAUUUUAUAAAAGCUCAUUGAGUUACACUUAGAUAUAUUUAAGUUCAUUGUAAGUUCAAAUUCAAUUAAUCAAAAUAUCAAGUUCGUUUUGUAAAAUGAUACAAUCGUCGAUUGAAGACACUCUUGUAAAUAAUUUUAAGUCAUUGGAAAAUAAUAGAAAUUGAGGCUUUUUAAGAAUAGAUGAAAUAUCAUUUAUAAAAAUAAAAAAUAAGAGGGGUGGCAAAUGAUCGUUCCUCAAAUACUUAGUUUUUAAAAUACAUUGUCAGUUGGAAUUAUGAAUGCAAAUUAAAAAUAAUAAUGUAUUAACUACUAAUUACUUAAUCAUAUUAUGGUAAAUUUAUCAUGGGUAUGUUUAAUAUUUUUAUGAUAAAAAAAAGAUGAAUAUACUUUCCACGUGGAUGCAGCCACUGUUGUAGGUGGGAAGUUUGGAAGGUUGUUUAUUAUAAGGAAAAUGUGUGUAUAUCUGUAAGCUACAACAAAUCAUUGUUAGAGAAAAAAAAAUUAUGAGCGGAGUUCAGUUGAUAAUGAUGUUUUGUCGAGAAUAUAUAGAUCAUAUUAAAGUAUAAUGUAUAAUAUUGAAUACAACUAAUAAGUAACUACCCAGUAAACACAUAGAUUUUGUGCAAGCAGUAAAAAUAUUUAGCUAUUCUACAAUUUUAUGUUUGUGAUUGAUUUAUAAUAAAAUAAAUAAAUUAUAAAUUAAUAAAUAAAAUAAUAAUAAAAUAAAUAAUAAAUUACAUCAAACAAAUCACGAGAUAUUGAUUGUAACUAGUUUUAAUGUGUACUUCAAUUGGUUUACAAUUACUUAGCCAAUUGUUUCUUCAAUUUUUUAAAAUAUUUUGUUUGGUAAUUUGGUGAAAUAUCAUUAUCAAAUUAAUUUUAUAUAAUGUAGUUUAAUUUGAAGUACUUAUUUACCUAUCUUUAUAAACAAUGUGGGUUUACAUGACAACAAUUAUAGUUUAAAAAAGAUUAAAAUAAUAAAAACUUAAUAGUAACAAAAAAAUAAAUAAAAACGGUUGCCAAUGACAACCUUAUUUUUAAUCUUUCAAUCUUUUUUAACCUAAAGACUAAGGCACAUUCAUUCAGCUUCUUUAUGUUUGUAUUAUGAUUUCUUUAGUUGCUCUCAUAUUCGUGAAAAUACAAUAGCCUCAUUAAAAGAAGCAGCAAAUAAAGGAGCUGAUUUUGUUGAGUUUGAUAUACAACUUACAAAAGAUUUGGUGCCCAUUAUUUACCAUGACUUUGAAGUUUCAUUAGCUACAAAAUCAAAAACUGAUGUUUUGGCUGAAGAUGUUGAAAUUAUUCAAGUUCCUUUGAAAGAUUUUUCUUUGGAACAGUUACACAAAUUAAAGGUAAAUUCUAGGAAAUAUAAUUUAUAUUAGUUGGUAUCUACUUGAAUGAUAGUUAUUUUACAGAUUUAUCAAAUUAAAGAGCCCUUAUUUUUAUCCGAAAAUUAUCUUCUAAAUGAUGUUAGAAAUGAUUAUCAACCUUUUCCAAAACUCGAGAAAGCAUUUAGGGAUGUUGAUAUAAAUGUUGGAUUUAAUGUUGAAUUGAAAUGGUCCAUGGAACUACUGGUAAAUUAUUUAUAAACUCUACAACAUAAUAAUAUGAUAUGAAUUCUAUCUAGGGUGUAGCUAAACAUUUCAUCUGGGGGAGCAAUUAAUAAUCAAAACAUGUUAGGUGUUUUUUUUUUUUAAACUAUAUUUUUUAUACAUGUCAAAUGUUUAUUAUUUUAUUCAUUAAAAGAUAUAAAAAAAUAAAUGCAUAAUUAAUAGGGGUGAGAUUUUGUCUCACACCAGAUGUCCCAAAAAAUUUCAAAAAUGCCUUUAAAGAAAUAUAAAAAUGACUUAAACAACUAAAAAAAUGUAUUACCUACAAUAACGAUUUUAAAUUUUAUUAAAAAGCUUAAAAAAAAUUAAAAAUAAAUUUCAAGUGUAUUUUAUUAUUAAAAAUAAAAAUAAAAAAAAUCUCUUACUAAAUGAUAUCAUCGGAUGUCGAUUUUACAGAUUUAAGAUUUAGUGAUUUUAAAUAUACCUUGUUAGUUUUAUCAUAGAUGCUGCCACUACCUAUGUUUAGACAUUCUAACUAUUAUUUACCAAUAAUAUAACAAGAAUUACAAGUACAUACUUUAUGAUUUGUUAAAUUUAUAUAAUAAUCCGGUUUAUGUGUAAACAUUUUAAAAUAAGAUUUCAAAUUCAUAUUUUGUAACUUUAAAAAAUGUAUUUAAAACCAUGAAUUUAAUGAAAAUAAAACUCGAAUACGUCAUUUUCACAAGAAGAAACUCUAAAAAUCUAAUAAUAUAAUAAAAAGUUUUCUUUUUAGUUUUUUAUCAAAACAUAAAAAUUAAUAGAAAUAUAAAUAUUUUUAGUGGGUACCCCUAUGAGUAAUAUACAAAUAAUAGAAUUAAUUAUCUCUGGAGAUAUUACAAUGAGUAUAUCUUCGUGGGACAAUGAUUAAUUUUGGUUUUAUGUUCGGUUGUAUUGGUUUUAUGAUAAUGUUAUUCAUUUUUUUUUUGUGAAUAACUUUUUAACAGGAAUUUUGAUCCGAUUUUUCAAGUAAGUAUAGCACUUUUUCUCAAAGGGAAUCUAACUGGGGUGUCACUCUAGGAAGGUCAUUUUUUGAUUUUCCUAGUUUUCCCAAUACAAAAAAAACGAGAAAUACAGAGUAAAAAAGGAAAAUGUACAAAAUUUAUUAUUUUCAAAUUGUAAAUAAUAUGGCCUCUUAAAACAUGUAUAAACGAACUCCGCUCAAAAUCGUUUCUCAUUAGCAAAGAUUAAUUAUUGCCUACAGAUAUAAAUUAAAUCCUCCGCUAUAUCCUUUCCUUUCCUUACUUCUCACCUACGACAGUGGCCCACCCAUUUUGGGAAGGAUGUCUAUUUGUAUAACUUUAUAUAUUUUUUUAUAUAAGUGCUAUUAAAAAAUUUUAAACUGACAUGUGUUUAUAGGAUGGAACAUUUGAACUUGAUAAUCCAUUUGACAUGAAUUUAUUUGUUGAUAUUAUACUUAAAACCACAUUUGAAAAUGCAGGGUUACGAAGUAUUGUGUAUUCUUGUUUUCAUCCUGAUGUCUGUAUUAUGUAAGUUAUAAUGAAAAUAAGUGUCUUCAUUUUUCAACUAUCGUUCAAAAAUAAAUUAUUUCAGAAUAAAUCAUAUUUAUAGCAGUACCUAUUUUUAGAAAGGAAUUAAAAAUAAUUAUUCAAAGUAAAAUUGUAUUCAUAUUCAUAUCAAUAGUAAUAAAAAUUAAAAACCAAUCAUAAAUAAUGAAUUAUACAUAUAGACGGUAAGAUGUUAGAUCAAACAAAAUAAUUUAAUUUAAUUACAAAUUUUUAUAUUUUAUUUAACGGAUUUAAAAAAUUCAUAACUUCAAAGCAUAUCACAAAAACCAUUAGCUCAUGUAGGUAAAAUCUCAUGCAAUUAUAUAGAUUAUGUAGAUUAUAUCAAUUAUAUAGAUAAUCUCACAGAUAUAAUAUUAUGUAUGGUAUUUAUAGGUUAUGUGAAUUAAAAUGUAUAAUUUUAAAUAUUGUAAUUAAAAAUGAUUGUAUUACAAUUGUAGGCUAAAAAUGAAGCAAAAUCGGUAUCCUGUUCUGUUUUUAACUCAAGGAGUUACUGUUCGGUAUCCUCCAUAUGCUGAUCCUAGGUGUCAUACAAUACAAACAGCUGUUUAUCAUUCUUCCUGUCAUGAUUUAUUAGUGAAUAUUAUUUACAUUUUUAAAUAAUAAUAUUAUCAUCUUCUUCUUUGUCUUCGAUUUUUGUACAAUACUAUUUUAUUUUUAGUUCAUUUUGAUAAGUUUUAAAAAAGGUUUGUGUUAUAUAUUUACACAAUAGUAUAAUGUAACUUAAAUUACAAAAAAAUACUGUCACUUUUUUUAAGUUAUUAUUUUUUUUUUUAUUUUACAUUUUUACAAUAUUGAUAAAAUACAAUUCGUAAAAUGUAUAUAUUUAUAAUAAGUAUUAGGGCUAAUUUUAUAAUACAUGGAUAUAUAUGUCUGGCUAGCAAAUAUUCAUAUUAUAUGAUAAUUUAGGGAGUAAACGUACACUCUGAGGAUUUGUUACGAGAUCAAACACAAAUAAACAUGGUAAAAGAGGCCGGACUUAAAUUGUUUUGUUGGGGAGAUGAGAACAAUUGCAAAGAAGUAGUCUAUAAAUUAAAGUUACUUGGAGUAAAUGCUGUUAUAUACGAUAGGUAAAUUUAUUUUAAUCAAUUAAUUAAAUUAUAAGUGCAAAUUUAUAUAAAAAUAGUUCUAUUCCAUAAUUAUGUAUAUUUUUUUGUAAAUUCUGAGUGUAGUGACAAAUGUACUGGAUUUACAAAGAUGUUUAGUUUUUUAUGAUGUGUACAAAAAUUCUACUAGAAAUUUUGCUCAUAUAUGUGCUCUAAUUCUGAAAGGAAAUAUUGUCCAAAUAGUAUUUUUUGAAGGUUAUUUUAUGAUUUUCCAAAUUGUUUUCAUAAUAUCUGAGAAAAACCAGGAUAAAACGUAAGAAAACAAGAAAUUUACGAAUAUAAUGAUGUUUUUAUUAUUAUUUCAAUUUUGUAAUUUGUUACAAGUCAAUUAAAAAUAUUCAUAGAGAUAUAAAAUUUGGGCAGAAUAGUUACAUUUGCUUUUCUAGACAUGGUAAAAUAAAAAAAAAAAUAUAAUAAAUAAUAGUUACUUGUAUUCAGUAGUUACUGUGUGGUAAAAUGGUUAGACUACACAGAAAUGAGUGAAAAUUUAACAGGUUCGUUAAAAAUCUUACUUUGUGGUAAAAAAAAAACAAUUGGGAUUAAUGUAGUAUUUUUCUUUUUUAUAGAGGAAUUUUAAUAUCAAAAUCGUUAAAUAAAAAAUUAUGUGGAACAAAUCUAAAUUUUUCAAUUUUUGGAUUCUGAGUGGAGCGAAGAAGCUUAUAAUUUUACAGAGAUGUUUAUUUUCAUUUUUAUCUGUGCGUAAUUUUUCUACUAGCUUGGAUUUCUAUGUAUAGCAUUUUUUCUGAAAGUAAAUUGGCGUGGAAAGAUACUUUCCACCUAAAGAGGUCAUUUUUCGAUUUUCUCAGGAGUUUUUCUAGAAAAUAUGAAAUACCUUGAUAAAACAUGGGAAAACCGGGAAAAAACGUAGGGAAAUUGGAAAAAUCGCUACAACAUUAAACAAAUAUUAUUUAAGUAAUGUAUAAAGCCUAUUUAACUAUUUUACUAUAAAAUGACAUAUUAAUUGUUGACAAAGCAACACUAUCAACCGAACUCCGCUCAGAAUCGUUUUUUCGAAGCAAUGGUUUAUUGUUCCUACAGGUUACAUUAAAUUAUCUAUAACAGUGGCUGCAACCGUCCCUAUUAUCUUAGGACGUCUUUUUUAUUUUAAACAUAUUUUUUUAUUGCCGAUUUAAGAAUAAUAGUGGAGUCAGAAUUGAGCUAACUGACUUAGAUUCGAAAUUUUAGCCUUUUGAAGUUCUGAUAUUAUAUGUUAUGUUAAAUUUUUUUCAUGAUUUAAUGGUAAUACAUACUUAUUGACAUCCUAGGAACGCUACGUUAAACCCGUGUUUCGAAGCAAAUUGUUGUGUAUUUUUUCCCCUUUUACGUAAACAAGGAAAAAAUGAAUAGAUUUUGGAUGUACUGAGACUCCCAAGCUAUCGCUCGCUCGGACUAUUUUAAUCGCAAAAUACCCCUAGAUUUGUUGUGCAAACUUUUCUACCAGAAAUCUUGCUGCGAUGUAUCAAGUGUAGUAGAUUUUCUAAAAGGAAAUUAUAUCUCUGUGGUAAUUUUUGGAAGAUCAUUUUUUUAUAAUUAAGCGGUUUUCAAAAAAUCUGUGAAAAACUGAAGUAAUGUCGGAUAAACGGAAAAUGUAUGGAAAUGUAAGGUAUUAGUAAAAAUAUUAUGGCAUUUUUUUGUUCUGUGUACAACUUUUCUACCAGCAAUUUUGUUCCGAUUUAAAAUAAUAGAACUUUUCUUCAAAGAUAAUCCGAUAGGGGGAGGUACUUUAGAUAAGUAAUUUUUGAUUUACCCAAGAGUUUUCACAUCAAAUGUGAAAAACCGAGAUAAAACAUGGGAAAACCUGGAAAAACGUAGGAAAUCUGGGAAAAUUGGUACAAUUUUAAACAAAUAUUAUUUAAUUAUUUAAUUAUUUAAUUACUUUAUCAUUAUAUAUAUAUAUAUUGACAAAGCAUUACUGUCAACUUCAGAACUGCAUUCAGAAUCGCUUAUUCUUUAGAAAUAGUUUAUUGUUGCUUAUAGAUAUAAAUAUACAUUAAAUUUCCGUCUAUAUCCUAUCUUCUCAACAUCUCACCUAUUACAGUGGCUGCAUCCACGUGCGAAGUAUGUCUGUCGUUUUCAUAGUAAGUAUUGAAUAUCAAAAUUGUAUUUUCUUUAAAGAUAAUGACUAUCGCAAAAAUGUUUUACCAAAAUAACAAAAAAAGUCGUCUUGGGAUAAUGUGGAUGGUUAUAGCCACUAUCAUAAGUAAUUUAAUGUAUAUCUGUUAAUAACGACCAACGAUUAACCAAUGCUAACGAAAAAACGACUAAGCGGAAUUUAAUUGAUAGUGAUACUUUGUCAACAAUUUAUAUGUCAUGUUAUAGUAAAAUAAUUAAAUAGGCUUUAUGUUUAAAUGUUUUUCAAUAAUAUUUCUUUAUUUUUGUACCAAUUUUCCCAGAUUUCCUACGUUUUUCCAGGUUUUCCCAUGUUUUAUCUCGGUUUUUUAAAUUUAUCAAGAAAAUCGAAAAAGACCUCUCUAAAGUACCUCGCUAGUGAAAUUUCUUUUUAGGAAUAUUACUAUGUAAUGAACCAAAAAAGGAAGUAAUUAGAGUAUUUUCCUUUCAGAAAAAUUGCUAUCAUUGUAAAUCGAAGCAAAAUUGCUGGUAGAAAAGUUGCUCCCAGAAAAAAUAAUAAUUCGUAAUAUUUUACUUAUAUAUUUCGUACGUUUUCCAGAUUCCCUUUUUUUUUCGAUUUUUCACAAUUGAUGAGAAAACUUCUGAGAAAAUCGAAAAAGAACCUCUCUAAAGUACAAUCUCAAGAAAAUUUCUUUUUCAGAAACUGGUUUAAAUCGUGUACAUCUGAGUAAGCUUUCUGGUAGAAAAAGUGUUCACAUAUUUAUAAAACCAAUACAAUUUUUGCUCCACUCAGAAUUUAAAAUUAAAAAAACCACACUGAAGCAGAUAUUGUUGUUUUCAGUUUAUUUUGUAUAAGUGAAUUUUCUCUCAUAUUAUCAUAAUUAAUUAACUAAGAUUCUAAAAUUUUACACCGUAAUUAGUUCACAAUUAUUUAUUUAUUUUAUUUGCAUGCAACUACAUAGAGAUUGUUUAAUAUAUUAAUCUACAUUUUAUAAAAUUGUAUAGUAGAAAUAAUAAUUGUAUUUCAUAGAUUGGAGAAAAAUGAAUUAUUAAAAACAAAACUAUCUUGUGCCAUUCAAAAGUUGGAAAUUUUUACCACUGAAAAUUAUUGCGAUCAAAAUAGAAUAAUUUUAUCAAAAAAUCAAUCACUCAAAGAAGAUCCGCAUUUACGUGAUAAUGAUGAUAGAGUUCGUUGCUUAGUAUACAUUUUACUUAUAAUUUACUUAACUUUAAUCUAUUUGACUUUUUAAAUUAGAAAAUUUAAAAAUUAAAUUAUUGUUAAAGUAAUGUUGAAGCGCAAUCAUCAGUUCACCUAUGUUUAAAAUGGUUCUCUGUGUGCUAUUUGCUUAGCAUACAACCACUUCGUUAAAAAAAUUAUAAAAUAUAUUUUUAUUUUUUAUGUUUUUUAUAAAACUAUACCAAUCAAAACAAUACCACCAAUAAUUUUAAAUUUUUCAAACAAAUAGAGUUGUUAAAAAUUGAAAAUUUUAAAUAUCAUAUUAUGAUAUUCCUAUUAUUGUAAAAACUCAUAAUAGUAGACAUAUAGAUGUUACCCUAGGCUAAUCAUUGAUGUUUAACAUUAAUAAUAAUAAUAAAAAAAUAUUUAACUUUCAUUGUUUUUUAAAUUAAUUUUAAUUCAGAAUUUGUUUCUAUAUAUGUAGGUAGGAGACAACAAUAGAUAUUUUAUAGAUUUUGGAAAGGCAACUUUUCAAAAUCAAAGUUCCUCAGCAGAAAAUUUAUUGAAUAAUUGCGUAAUACCAGAGUCCAUAUCUUCACCCGAAGCACAAAAGUAUAAACUAAUUCAUUAACUAAAUUUAUUUUAUUUUGUACAUUUUAAUAUAUUUCUAAAUAGAUACAAAUGCAUUAAUUAAACAUUUGGACCAGAUAUCAAAUCAAUUGUUUUGGAAAAAGCAAAGUAAGUAUAUUAAUAAUAUAAAAAAUGCCCAAAGGAGUUAAUCCAGAUUAACAACCUUGUACAACUCAAAUUUUGAGUCAAUAACUCAACUUAAGCUAAAUUAUAAAACAAUUUCAAAUUUGUUUAGAUUUUGAGCAGAACCAAACAUAUAUUUAAUAUUUCUGUCGGACAAUUUGUCCCAAUCAAAAAAUGUCAAAACACCCUUUCGGUUGCAUUUUGGGUGAAAUUGAAGUGAAAUGAGUGCAGUUUUUUGGUUUUCCUUGUCGUUUUCUUUGUAAUUUGGCAAAACCAAGAGAAACGGAAAAGUUUUAGGAAAUUAGUUGCGUUAUUUCAUUUCAUUUUUCUUUUCAUGUAUUAAUGAAUGAAAUUUUUAGAACUAAAAUUUGCAUGAAAUACUAGACUUAUAUUAGACUUUUCAGAUUUUUAAGCUAUGUUUAGGGAUUUUACAUUUUAUAGUUUUUCUUUGGUACUAUACUGGUAAAACUAUUUGACCAAAUAGAAAUUUAACACAAGAUUCUUUAUGAGUUGUACUUACUGAUAAAAACAAAUGAGGGUGUAAUGUAGAUUUUUAGAUUUGGAGCGUGUCAAAGGAUCCAUUGGUUUUACUAUAGUAUGCGCUUUUUAUUUUUCGUGUUUGAACAACUUUUCGAAUAGAUAACUUGCUAAGAUGAAUCGAGAAAAAUUUAAUUGGUGCAGAGGAGGUCAUUUUUUGAUUUUCUAAGGUGUUUUCAAAAUAAUUGGAAAAAACAGGAAAACAAAGAAUUGAAAAACUGCAAAUAUAUAUGGAACAUUACAGGCAUAACGGCAUAAUUCAUUGUUUUUAAUUUUUGAGAACUAUGUUUCUACUAGAAAUAUUGUUUUAAUCAAAAAAUAACAAACAUAUGGCAUUUAUUAUUUAAAAUGUUUACGAAUUAUUUUUUCUACCAGAAAUCUAGUCGGUGAGUACGAAAGUCGCUUUUAACUUAAACUUUAACUAAAAAUAUUUGGUGAGAGUGGACAGAAAUAUAGAAUAGUGAAUGAUUGUAGCAGAGAUGCGAAUGCUUAGAUAGAUGAGUGGUGUAAGGGGAGGAAAUAGGAUAAGGAAUGAGUACAUAAGAGGUGUGGCUAAGUUUGAAGAUUAUUGGGGCUUGUUGUGAGGUGAAACGAAUCAGGAACAGGAAGAAUUUCAAUGAAAAUAGAAUUAGGUGGAAAAAGGAAGAGAGGAAGACUAAAAAGGAGGGGGCUAGAUAGGAUUGAGAAUGAUAUGAGAAUGAUAAGUGUCUGGUCAAACGAUUUGGGGGAUCGGGUAGAGUGGAAUUAUAGGACAAAGGUUGCCAACCCCAAAUAGUUGGGAUGAAGGCGAAGGAGGAAAAGAAAAAGUUCCUACCUUCCAAACUUCCAACCUAUAACAUUGGCACACCCAUUAGCAGUAUCAGAUAAAUUUUUUAAUUGUAUUACUAGAAUUAGGAUCCAAUUGGGUAAUUGGGUAAUUAUAAUAAUUUGUUAAACAUUUUUAAAAUCUAUCUUAUGUAUAAAUCUUAGAAGGAUGUGAUUACUUAAAAAUAUUUUGCUUGAAAUCUCAUGUAUAAAUUAACUUAAUAUUAUGCCCUUUCGAUUUUAAAAUAAAAAUCUGCAACAAAAAUUUUCUUCAUAAUAAUAUAUAAAUUUAGAAAAAUGUUCAAUAGUUAAAUAAAAAGAUUGGUAAGGUUAUCAGUUAUUACUAACUAGCAGUCCCGACAAUGCUUUGCUAUUACUAAAUAAUAAUGUAAAUAAUAGUACAGUAAAACGCCGAUUUUCCGGACUAAUUAGAAUCCAAGAGGUGGGGAUAAUCAAAUAAUGAUUAAAAGUGUAUAAAAUUCAAAAAUCAAUGUACUUUAUUUAUAACGUUUAGCCGAUCGUGCACGGCGUUGCCCGUGACGAAUUCAAUGCUCGUGGAUUUACCCCCUUUAAAAUCCAUUAAAAGUUAGCACUAAGCUACAUAUAUUUUUAAUACUGUUUUUUGGGUUGUUUUAGUCAAAUAAAAACAUAGCGUACACUUGGCAUAUUGUACUACGAUAAAAAAAUUAAUACAUUUUAUUUACUUGUCGGAAAAAAAGGAAAUUUUUUUAUUUAUUAACUUUUUUAUCUUAAUACUAUCGGAUAAACAAUAUUUUGAGAUUUUCAGUAAAGUGUAAACGUCCUCAUUCUCAUUUUUUAAAUUAGAAUGAAAGACCAGUGUUAUUGUGUGGACAAUCUGUGCUACAAGCCAUAUUCACACCAAUGCGAUCAAAAUAAAAUAAAUGUGACGAGCGAAUUACACAAAUAAUGUUUUUAAUUUAUUUGCGAGUAACGCCACUUUUUGGUCAGAUUAUGAACAAUUUAUAGCUCUAAAAACAGUUUUAAAAAAUAAAUAUAAAAAUUUGGGAACAUUUUUUAAUGGGAAAAGUAGAAAAUCGACUUCAUUAAUGGACCUUAUGUACCUAAUCCAUUAUUUUAGUGGUCUAAAAUCAUCUUCGCAUUACUGAUUUUCUAUUGAAACCGGGUUUGGGCACAUCAGUUGAAUGAUUUCAAAGUCUAUAACGGAUAUAGGUAGAAACAAUUUGUGUAUUUUAUAAAAAUAGAUUUGAAAUCAUUAAAUAAUGUAAAAUUUAAAAUUAGAUACACUAUUAAUUAUUAUUUUUAUUUUUUAUUUCAGGUCUAAUGUUUAACAGUUGUUUUUAUUAAAAAUAUAUUACUGACUUCCAGAUAUAAUGUUAAAUAAUCAAACUUUAAAAUGCAUUUAUGUAUAUCAAACGUUCAGUAAAGUAAUGUAGGGAGUAAUUUAAAUACUAAAUAUAUUGUAAUAAUAUUUUAUCCUAUCAUUGUAAAAUAAUAAAGAAUCAUGAGACACUCGAUUUUAAUCUUUUGAGGGUAUUUAUUUACAAUGCUAUCAUAUUUAGGUUGGGUGUCAGACUUGUGGCCAUAAUAUUUCUGGAUAUGGUAUUAUAUUAUUAUUAUGUUAUAAUAAAGUGAUUUUUGUUAAAUUAUAAUUCAUAACUAUAUUACUUAUAUGUUAUUUAUAAGUACUUAGUUUACUUAGUAUUUAUAAUUGACGAAUUAAGAUUAAUUCCCCUAAUAAUAUUAAUAUUGAACGAAUUAUUCUUUCUUUAAUAUUUUAAGAUAAUAUUGAUCAUUUAAAUUCGUCUUUGGAAUGAGUAUAAAAUAAUAUGAUAAUUGACUUGUUAUUCACCACUGGGAGUAAGUCGUAAUUUCUAACCUUAUAUCCUUGUGUGGGCUCUAUCCUCGUGGAGAAAAUACCACUUCGCCUCGUAUACAAUUGGAUUUCGGCUUAUGUGCAGUUGUGUAGGCUGCAGUAUUUCCUACUGGUGCUUCGUCACUCUCAGUGGAUCAAGUACCUUUCUCUGGAUCUUGAACAACGGUGGACUAUUCUAGGUCACGUGCAAUGAUCCUUAGCGUUCACUUAUGCUGCUUACAGAAUCUCUUCCUGGAACACAGUCACUCUCGGUGAAUCCGAUACUUUUUUAAAUUUCGGAUUUUUUUAAAGUUACGAUUGUAAAAAUAGCUAUCUUUUACGGUAAAAUAAAAUAUAUAUUUAUUUGUUAAUAAUACCUUUGUUAUUAAAAUUAUUUGUGUAUAAAUUAUUAAAUAAGACAUAAGAGAUUUGUAUUAACUAAGACAAAUUAUGUUUAUCUGAUAUCAUAUUCUAUUAAAAAAUAAAGACAUUAAGGUUACAUAAUUCAAUUAUAUAUAAUUACAUGUUAUUAAUAAACCAUUUCCUUAAUGCAAAAACUUUUUAAAAUGUACAUUGUUUUGGAUUAUUGCUAAUAUUCUAAGUGGAACGAAUAAUGUAUCGGUUAUACAAUGGCGUUAUUUUAAGUUAAGUAUUUAACACUUCGAAACUGUGUGCACUCAGAUAACGAGUAUUAAUAUUUAAAUUAUGGAAACAAAAGGUUAAAUCAUUAAAAAAAAUUAAACACGAGUGACUAACUACUAAAAGUCAGACAUAGCUAUUUUCGAAAGAAGUUGGUGGUGCAUAAUUUAUAUAUACGGGGUUCUUGAAAGAGUAGUGGUCUUGUCUUGGGAUUUCUUGAACGGUCAAGACGUUUGAGUUCCUGUAAAAAAAAACCCCCGUUAUAUUUUGAUUUAAAUUCUGUAUAAAAAUAAUUAUGAGGAUACCUAGUGUAAAAGUGCGACGACGGCAGUGUCAUUUACAGACGUCUUACAUCUCUAUUUUUAUUUGACUCGCAUUAAAAUGGGAACUAGGACGGUGAACCAACGGCCGAUAAGCCGAAAACCGUGUCGAUUGCCGGCGGCCGAUGAUUUGACAACCAAAUUGUAAAUUAUUAAAUAUUAUAUUAACAAUGUAAUUUUUUUUAUCAUCAUAAAAUUUAAAUCUAAUUUUAUUAUUAAACGUAUCUUGUCGUUCAGUUGAUAAUUUUCAUUUAUUAUUCGCUUAAAGAGGUAUACACUAUGCAGGGUUUUGGAAAAAAAGAGGGAAUGGCAUUUUCUCGAAUCUAGGAUUUCUUCUAUGGAAUCUAAAAACAAAUUAGCAUACUUAACUAAAUAAUAUGUAUAAUCGUUAGGUUUACAUUGGCCGUUGUUGGUGAAAAGUUAAGAAGGUACGUUAUAGAUGUGAAUUUAAUGUACAUCUGUACAUAAUGAUUAACCAUUGUUAACGAAAAACGAUUCUGAAUGGGAUUCGGUUAUAUGUGUUUUGAAAGGUCCUACGUAUACAUGAUUUUCGUAAAAAUUUGAUAUUAAAAUUCUUAAAAAAAAAACUUCAUUAAAUUCACCUUCUUCUUUUUGAUUACAAAGCACGACUUAUAAUAAACCUUCCGUUAAUUUUUCAAGUAUUUCUGUUUUAUUUAACAAUUUUAUCCACAGAGUAUCUACUAAAAACAAAUUACGUAAAAAAUCAAAUCGCAAAAUUAUAAUGUCUAUAAAUAGUUCAAAAUUAACUAAAAUUUUUUGAAAAUAUUUCUACAUCUAGUAAAGGCAAACAUAAUUUCCUGUUCAAAUGUAGUCUAUUUAAAUGAAUCGCAACAAAAAAUAAAAUUUGAAAUAAUACAUUUUGUACAUUUUCCAGUUUCUUUACUUUUUUUCCCAAUUAUGAAAACCACAUGGAAAAUCACUAAAUGACCUUUAUGUACCACCUAGAUAAAAUUUUCUUUCAGAAAAAGUACUACACUUGGAGCAACAUUGGAGCAAUAUUUCUGGUUGAAAACUAUUAUUGUAAAACCAAUACAUUCCUCUCUCCGCUCAGAAUCUAAAAUAUCUGUGAAAAAAAAAAAAAUUAUUAUAAAUACUUUGGCAUUACAAUAGGUAGUAUCAAAUAUUUUAUUUAAAUCAACAAUAGAUUUGAUACAAUAAUAUAGAUUCACUACCAGAUUGACAAAAUCGAAUCAUGUCAUCUUCACAGUCAAUAUAUAAUAUUCUAAUGAAACCAUUAUGUGUAAAUUCAUAUUAAAUAACAAAAAUACAUUAAAUAUUAUACUGAUCAUUAGGGCUGGGAAUGAAAUUAAACCCGUUGAAACCCUAAACACGCCCUAAAAAUAAAAAUAAAUGCCUUAUAUUCUCAUUAUAACAUAUAUAAAACGAAUUGGGUUUUGAUAGAACUAUAUAUUGUCCUAUAUUUUUAUAAUAUUAAUAUUGAGGACUGCCACGUAUAGCGCAGGUGGCGAUGGUUGUAACAAUGGCGGAGAGGGGAGGAAAUGCGGUGGAGGCGGACCACAGAGGUUUGAGAAUAAAAUUUAGAUGACAGAAAUAGGCCAUUAAAAAUGUUCAAAUUUUUUUUUUUUAUACGAUCUCAUUAGUACAUGAUUACUAGUGUAAAUAUAAAAUUUAAUUUAAUAAUAUUUUUGAAUUGGAGUCAUAAUUGGGUAAACUAGACAAAUUGGUUUUUUUGUUAUUUUGAAAAUAAAAUUGCCGAUAGUUUAUUAAUUUUUUUUUUUUUUUUUUUUUUUUUGUUAUUGAAAUAUAUAAAAAAAAAAAAAAAAUGCUUGAUUGUUAAGUCACAUAUUAAGAUAAAUUUAAGUCUUAAACAACCGUUAUGAAUCAUAAAAAAUCGAACGUUUUGUGUUGUUUUUUUUUUCAAAAACUUCAUUAAAAAUUUAAUCAAUUUUACUCUAUACCUAAUAUAUGCAUUUUGUAUAUAAAGUUUUCAGCUAUAAGAAUACUUAAUUUUUUAUUGCGUCCCGUCGCAUCUGCAACGCACAAAAAUCAUAUUGUCAUAAAAAAAAUGGUGUUUUUUAAAAUUUCAGAAUUCGUAUAGAAAAUCAAUUAUCUCUGUACAAUUUAAUAACAAAAUAUGUAAAAUUUGUAUUUUAAAGUGCUAGAUGUGACGAAUGACAUAAUGAUAUAAAACCUAUUCCUUAUAGUGUAGACGAAGCUUUAACUUUUUUUGUUGAUAAUAAUUUAACAAAACAACAACACAUCAAUAUUCGGCUAUCUGCGUAGAAAAUAAAUGCCGAUAUUUAUCCUCUAUAAGAUAUUUUUAUAGUGGUCAAAGAAUAAUGUUAUUCAGACAGUGAUAUCGUUACAAAAACUUGUUGUGAGGUCAAAAUGCAAGAUAUUUUAAAUCAUGUGAAUAAAAGAUUUUUAACGUAACGUAUUUUUCUAUUGAAAAUUGUUUUCACGCCAAUUUUCUAGAAAUUAAAAUGGCUAUUACUCAGAAACUGUUGAUCCCCAUAAAACAUUACUUUUGUCAAUUUCACGGUCUAUGUCUGUCUUUGUAAAACCGUUCAUUGUGAAUAAUCUCCAAAACGUCGGUUCGAUACGAGUCUGUGCAUUCCGGUGCUGGUCUGUGAAUGUCAGUUCAGUGUAAAUCAUCCUUUAUACCAGUGUUUCUCAACCUGUUUACUGUCACGACCCCUAAAUGAAUAUUAAAUUUUUUAGCAACCCUUAUUAAAUAUAGUUAUUAAACACUGUGACCCAAUAUUUUAAAUUUUUGAAAACCUAAAUAAUUGAUUGGCGACCCCCAAAGGGGUUGCACACCCCAGGUUGAGAAACACUGCUUUGUAUGGCUGACGUCAGUCCGAUCGGUGUCUCCACUGGUGUCAAUUAUUUUCUUUAUUAGGUAUCUAUAGUGUGUAUUAUGUGGUUUGUAGCGUUCAAACAGUCGAUUGGUAUCAGUCUACGAUGUCGUGUUUGUGAGAUUCGAAAGAAAAUAAUUACAUCAAUUACCGAAUAACAAAAUAGUGUUUAAUUUUAACAAAAAUAUUUAACUUAAUGUAAUAUAUCUGUAUAUUAUAAUAUAAUCAAGCGUAAAUUUCUGACAAAAUGAACAAGUGGUCGUGGUUGAUGAUUACUAUCCUAGCUUUUAUUAAAACGGUAGGUACCAUAUUUGAGUACGUAUAACACAUAAAAACCUACCAGUAUUAGAAAAAUGUAUGUUCUUGCGAAACCUGGUAUUUUUACUUUAAAAAAAUGAAUUUCUAAUCUCCAUUCACAUAGUUUUCUUUUCUGUUUUUUGUUCACAUAGUUUAAUUAAAUAAUAUUUAAAAAAUUUAAUUUAAUAAUAUUUCAAAAAUUUAACUAAACAAUAUUUAAAAAAAAAAAUUAAUUUCUGAUCUCUAUUCACAUACUUUAAUUUAGUAAUAUUUUAAAAACUAUUUUCACAUAAACAUUGCGUUAGGAAUAGUCUUUGAAAAAUAAAUAUUAUUGUCGUUGUUCAAUUGAUUGAUUCGAUUCUAUAAUAUAUUACACAUCGUGCAUGCAAAAAAUCAUUUCUCAAAAAUAAGUAACAUUAAUAUUUCAUUAUUUUCUAUUAUUUGUUUUUCUUAAAUUAUCAAUUCUCAGAAAUUUUCUUUUUUUCUAUUUUUGUUGAAUAAUGCCUAAUAUGCACUAAGAGCUUUUUUUGUUUUGUUCAAUAUUAUAAAUAUUAUGUUUAUCUGUUCUAAAAGUAUUCUGUUUUAUAUAUUUUAAAUUUUUAUUUUUCCAACAAUUAUAGAAAUCAUUAAAACAUAAUUCAUUUUUAACCAUGGGUGUUUUCACACCUUUUGCUUUUUAAUUUUAUUUUUAUUUUCAAAUACUUUAAAUGUAUAUAGUUUAGAUCUUAAUUCAACAAAUUCAGUCAUUAUUUGGUCAUUAAGUUCAUCCUUUGAAUUUACCUGGGACUUUUUUAUUUAUUCCAUAUCUAUUAUUCUCAAGAUAAUCUGAAAAAUCAAACUCAUUUAAAAGUUGCUAAUUGUCUUUUUUUUACAUCUGUAUAAAAGUCAUCAGUUCUAAUUUUUCCUAUUUAAGAGUCUGUAUCUGUGUAUUAUAAUCUAUUAUUUUUCCAUAUUUUUUUUUUAUUACAUUAUAGAACAAAUCAUACAUCCGAAUUACAGAUAAAUCUAAAAUACACAUACCUAAAUAAAUUGGUUAUUUUAAUUCAACUACAGUGUUUUUCAUAUGUACAGCUACUAAGUGUUUUGUAAAAAUGGUUGCUCAAUCAAUAUUUGGUUUAGCAAUCCACUUUUCUAUUUUUUCCUUGCCACUAAUUAAUUUUAUAUUUUUAUGGUUUCUUAUGUUCAUGGUCCUAUCAAAUACACUGUUGUUCAUUAACUUAUAAUAAUCUUUUUUAAACUUAUUGUCUUUUUUUACUCAAAGACUUGUGUUAAAUUCUAUGAAUUGUUUCAAUCAAUCUUUUUGAUCAAACUUAAUUAUUCUAUGUAUUUUCUCUAAUUCUAAACCUAAACAUAAAUACAGCUUAGUAUUGAUAUAAUGUAGAAUAUAAUUUUUAUUAUCAUAUAGAGUUAUUGUGGCAAUUUUUUAUUAUCAUAUACAUUUUCAGUAGCCAAUCUGAAGUGAAGCUCUUCAGGAUAUAUCAAAUCUACCUUAAAAACAACCUUUUUUCUAUCCAUCUUUUAUUUUUAAAAUGUUUUCUGUAUUAAACCAAUUAGGAUUUUGUAUCCAUUUAAACAUUUUAUUCGGUAAAUAUUUACACAUUACUCAUCCAUAGAGAUUAAAUGCAUCCAAAUCUAAGAAAUAUUAUAUUUGUGUUUGUUCUUUUCUUUUUUCUUUUUUGUAUUUCUCUCCUAUAUAUUUAUUAUUUGUGUUAGAAUAUCUAAUACUAAAUUGAGAUAAACCUCCUCUUAUUCACUGUUCAAAUAUUAAAUACACAUCAAUAUCUGUUAACCGUUCUAAUUUUACACCUGUCUUUCUGAGCAUAGUGUUCCAAGCAAACCCUGGAGUUGUAUAAUAAUAGAAAGAAUCUAACUCAGAAUUUCUCUAUGAUUUUACAUUAUAUCAGUAAGUAACAUUAGAUCGUUUUUGUUAUAAAGUAUAUUAAACUCUCUCAUAUUCUUUAUUUUGAAUGUUUUUCAUAUUUUUAGGGCGUUUCCAUAUGCCUUUUUUGUAACAUGUUCACCUAUAAAAGAGCAGUGAAAUUUAUCUAUAGGAGGUAGAGAUUUUUCAUUUUAUUUUUCUAGAGUACUCCUGUAUUCAUAAGGAUACACCAAUUUUUCCUUUACUAAAUCCAAUUGUUCAGGAUAAUACUUAGAUAACGCUUUAAACUAGUAUGGUUUUAAAGUAUUAGCUAAUUUUUCUAAAGAACUAGAUAAGAACUUGAAAGAAUCAAGAAAUCUUAAUAUUAAAUGUUUAAAUGCUAAAAUGUAUGCUUCUUAAAUCAACUUUUUUAAAAAUAGGUUUUCCUUUUUCAUCUAAAACAGGGUUUUUAGUUAUUGGAACUAUUUUCUCAUAUCAUACAAUUUUUAAAAAUUAUAUAUAAUUUUCUUCACUAUAUGCAAUUGUUUUUAUAUUAUCUUUAUCAAUAUCAAACCCUUUUAUGAAUAAAUGAGCGCCAUAAUCAGAUAGAUUGUGAAAAAAUACUGGAAUAAAUCUAGAUACUAUAUAAUUUAUAUUUCAUAUAGAAUAGCAAAGCCUCUAAAUUUUCCUAUUAAAUGAUCAUAUUAUUUUAUUUUUCUCAUAUUGUCUUCAAGACCUUUAAUGAACACUUUUCUUUCUUUCUUAUUAUUCUCAAUUUUCUCUUCAUAUAUUUCAAUUUUAUUAUUAUAUUCUUUACAAUUAUGAAAAUAUUGUGCAUUUUCCCCUCCAUGCAUUUCCCAAGGAAAUGCUGAUUUUCCUUUCUUUUCAAUAAACCAAUAUUUCAUAACAACAUUAAACAUUUUGGAUUGCCAAUAUUCCAUAAUUUCAUUAAGUAUUUACUGUCUUUUCUCAAGUAUUAAUGCUAAAUCCAUCAAAGAUUUUUCACAUGUAUGACAGUUAUUUUCUUAUUCAUAUUGAGUUUCUUGUUCAUUGAUUUUUAUUAUAGGUUUUUUUACAAUUAAAUAAUUUUUUUGCAAUAUAAAGAACUUCUUUUGUUAUUUUGUUAUAAACAAUGUUUGCCACAUCUUCAUCUAAAUAUGUUACUAGAUUACUGUUACUACUAUUAAUAUUUCUAACAUUAAAACAAAAACUAACAGGUAAAUGGUUUUGAUAAGUUUUUGUGUAAGAAGUUGCAUCACAAGGUUGACAUGUAUAAAUUUUAGAAAGCAUACAUUCAAAAUUUGCGUAAUUAGCAAAAGGAACUUUAUAAGAUUGAUUAUAUUUUUCAAAUUGAUUAAUGCGUUCAGAAUAUUUUGGUAAUAUUUCUUUAGCGCAUUUAUCAUUCCUACAAUACUCUUCAUGAUCUGUUAGACUUUUCUCAGUAUAGAAGUGAGACAAACACUUGUUACAUGAAUAUUUUGAAACACAAUGUUUCGUUUUUGUGAUCUAACAAAUCUCCAUACAUUUUCAAUCAAAUAAUAAUUUUCUUUGCUUUUUUCUGUGAGGUAAAAUAAGUUAAUUUAUGUUUCUUUUUGAAUAUCACAUAUUUGUAGAGGUACUAUACUUUUAUUAUUACCAUAAGUAUACACAUUAAUAGAAAUAUUUACUCUUUUUUAAAUUUAGUAAUAUCUUUUAAUUUAACAGAAAAUUUAAUUUCUAAACUUUUAAAUACCCAUUAAAUUUAUUUUUCCAUUCUUUUUAUUGAAAACUCUUUUUUCGACUUUUAUCACUGGGUGUAAACCAGCAAGAAUUGAUCAAAGAUUAUAUUUAUUAUCUCUAUUUUCAAUGUUAAUAAUACCUUUUUUUCUAACUAUCCAAUCUGGUAGUUUAAUAUAUGAUGCUCCUCUAAGUGGAUUUUAUUUAUACAUAUUUAUAACUUUGUUAAACAUUCAAUCAGAACCCUUAGCUAUAAAUGCAUCUUCUCGAGAUUGAAUUGUUUUUUUCACAUUGUUAUAAAAUCAUUGAAAUCAGUGGAACUAAGGAAAGGUUCGCUUUCUGAUCUAAAACCUCUAUAUAAUUCCUCAUUUGAAGGUUUUUUUUUUGGUGAAUUUACAAUUUACUAUAAUACUUAUUUUAAAAUUACCUAUCUCUUUUAAAUAUUCUAACAUUUUUUUUUUUUUCAAACUUUUUUGAAUAAUUUAAAGACCGAUUGAUAUCUUUAAAUUAAUACGUAUUUUCAACAAUAAAUGAUAAAAUUGUUUUUUUAAAAGCAGACCGAUUUUCGUUAGUAAUAUCAAUAAUUUUUAAAGCAGAAGGUUUAUCCCUCUCAAAUAAACUAUCAUUCAAUUUAGCGAAUACCAUAUGUGUAAGAAUUCUAUAUUCAUAAAAUCUUCUACUAUGAUCGAUUAUUCUAGUUAGUCUAUUCUCAAUAAUAUUUUUAGAAAAUUUACAAAAAAUUCUAUGAAGUUUAAGUGCUCUCUCAUUUCUAGUUCUUCAUCACUAACCUCGAAUUCAAUUUUUGACUUAGAUAUUUCAUUAGGGAAUCUUUUAAGUAAUACUUUUUCUCCCUUAACUUUGUUUACUUCAAACGGCAUCACUCCAAUUGUUUCAUGAAUAUUUUUAAAACUAUAUUGGUUCAAUCAAUCUUGUAAAAUAUCAAUCCAUCUUUUAUACUUUUGAAUUUCAUACUAUAAUCUCGUUUUACAAUUUAAAGUUCUAUUGAGACGUUCAAUAAUUACAGAUUUCUCUUCGUUUUGUGUAUGAUAUAGUUUUAUAUUGUAUUUCUCUAACAUUUCUUUAAACUGUUUAUUUACAAACUCACUUCCUUUAUCAGUGUAAAGUAAUGUUGGAGAGUUAUGUUUCUGUAGUAUAGCUCUUUUUAUUAUUUCUUCAAAAGCUUUUGUAAAAUUUGCCCAUCUUUUUUUUUUAAGAGGUUCAGCCUAAACAAAUUUUGAAAAAGUAUCUAUAACAUUCAACAUGUAUAAAUAAACUGAAUUUUCAUUAAUAUAAUUUCUAAUUAUAACUAGGUCAACUCAUAAAUCAUCAAUACCAUGAGUUUUUAUUCUUCUUUUUUGAAAUCGAGAUCUUACUAAUUUAAGAAGCUCUUUUGCAAUACUUAGAUUGUCUUACUUUGAUAUUUGUUUAUAUUAUAUUUUUUUCUCUGUUUCUUUUCCUCUGUUUCUCUACUAUUCGUUGAGUAUUAGUUAAAAUACAUUUUAGUGUUGAAAUUCUUGAUUUUUGUCUAGCCAUUGAUGAAAUAUUUUAUUUUAAAUUUAGGUUGGAGGAAAGUUGUAGUGGAGUAUCAUUUGUUACGACGCGCGGCGUGUUAUUAAUACACCACUACUCUCCUCUAACUAAAACUUAAAAAUGGAAAAUCUCGUCAAUAGAUUGAUGGAAUCAAAAAAUUUCAACAUUAAAAUAUAUUUUAACUUAUGCUCCAUCUAUUUAUGGAAUUUUCAAUAUAGGUUGCCAUUUGUAAAUCAAAUGAAUAUACAAUGUUUACCUCUAAAAAUUUUUUGAUUGGAUCCAGAUUUUUGAUAGAAAAAUUACUUGCAAAACACAAAAUUAUAAAAAAAACUAUAUAAAUAUAUGUAUAUAAAAUUAGUACAACCAAUAGAUCCUUAUGCUCAGAAUUUAAAAUAUGAUAAUAAAUUAAUGUUUUACAGAUUCAAUUGUCUAAUUCAAUAGCUGAUGGGAACUUAUUUGAUUAUAAUUCAAACCAAGAAGAAUUUUUACAGUACUUAAGGAAAUAUCAAGAUAUACAAAAACAUACAAGUUUAGAUAAUCUAAGAAAAUUCAUUUCAAACAUCAAUUCAAGGUAUGGAUUUUUAUCGAUUUCUGUUUUUCAAAAUCAAUUUCUUGAGGUAUUACUAUAAAUUCUAAAUCCUAAGAAUAUAAAAUUAUUAGGUUGCAGUUAAUAGUGGUUAUAACAAUUUAUAAUAUUUUUUUAAUAUUAAUUUUAAUUAAUCGUAAGUCAUUUUUACUACCUCACUUGAUGUGUGUUUCUUUCCGUGUUAUUCUUUGGAAACUAACAUUAAAACUUUUUAGAAAAAAAAUUUUCUUUCAUACCGUGUCAAUAUAACAAAACAUUAUUAAUUUAAUAAACCUUGUAGUUGUUAAUAUGGUUAAAUUCCUAUUGUAUGGUAUUCCAUUUUUCAGUACAAACAAACAAACUAACACUACAUCAUUCACCUAGUGUAACAAGUAUUGUAGUCUACUUCAUUAAUAAGUAGGUACCUACCUAACAAAUGUAUUGAGCUAAUUAAAAUUAUCAAUCCAAACUUAAGACUAAAAUCAAUAUUACUUUGAGCCUAAUUUUGCCAAUUACUAACGUUGAGGAUACUUAAUUAAACAAGAUUUGUUCAUCAAUUACCUAUAAUUAUAUUUAAUAUUUAUAGUUAAUAUUUAAUUAUAUUAUAAUUAUUAUAAUAUACAUAUAAUGUAACUAAAUUAUUUAUUGUUAUUUUUUUAAUUUUGAAGAUAUUAGUAGUUUCAGAAUCAAUAAUUUCAGUAUGGCCUGCCUCUUCUUGACUGACAGUGACAGGUCUUUUAUUUUUAAAGUUUCAUAUUUUAGCUAGAUAAAAUAUACAAGAUAAAUUCAAUACCAUACAAUAGGUUGGUACUGUAUGUUAAUAGUUUAAUGAUUAUAUAUAAAACUUUAAUUUUUAUAAAUUACCUAAUUAUUAUUAAAAUAAUAAAGUAUAAACUUCUUAUUAGUUAUUACUUAUUAGUAAUAACUUAUUACUAUAUUAUUUAAGAAAUGUAGGCAUCGACGGCUAUAGAAUUUUUUUUUUUUUUGGUGCUGUUAUGUUCACAGGAAAAAAGAAGGCCGUAAUAUAUUAUAACUUAUACCUACAAUUACUAUAUUUUCCAGUUUUCCUCAGUUUUUUUUCAGUUUUUCAUAUUUGAUGAGAAAACUCUUGAGAAAACUGGGUCCAUAUGUAUAAUACACAUUUUACAAAUGUCAGCGAAUCGAUUUAUUUAUUUGAUUUUAUUUUUAAUCAAUUUCUGACUUAAGGCCUGUAUUACAAUUCUUGGUUUAAUUCAAAUUUAGCUUGUUGAGCAAAAAUAAGAGUAAAAAUAUUUAACCAAAAAAAAUUUGGGAUUGCCAUUUAAAAAAAAAAGUUGAUAUGCGCAUGCGUGAAAUGACAUGGCAUACAGAUUGUUUAAUUAAUCAAAUAAGUUAUAAAAAGUUUUUUAUGAAGCAAAAACAAACAGAAUUCAAAUAUAUUUAAAAUUUGUUAAGUUAUAGAGUGUUUCCAACAAACGAUUACACACUGUAUAUAAUAGAUCUUAAACGCAUUACUAAAAUAUCAAUGUGAACAUCCCAGCGGAGGUUUCUCUUCAUAAAAAGACCAAAUAAUUACAUAAUAUAUAAUAAUUAGGGCUGUGAAUUUGUAGGAAAAUUCUUUUUUUUUUUAACUGAUCGUAAAAUAUAGCUUUCUAAACACAUAAUUUGAAUCAUGUAAUAACAUAAUCAUUUAUGAAACUGUUAUUUUUAAUUUUUUGACAUUUUUAAUUUUUAAGAUCAUUUUUGGACUUUUCAGUCAUAUUUUCCGUUUUACUUCAAUUUCCGGUAUUUUUAAUGCAAUUCCGUCAAUUUACAUCUUUACACGUAUAUUUUUCGUUUGACACAUGCUAUACAUACGUCAAUUUUAUUUUAUAUUUUAUAUAAGCUGUAUACAGGUUAAGUAAUGAUAAGGAUUCGAUAAAAUAAGUUAUUCAAUAUUCAAAUAAAAUAGCUUUAAACACACAUUUUUUUAUACCUUCUAAUAUCUUUUUUUAUUUCUUUAAAAUCUUAUUUGUCGCAAGUUUUCUAAAUAAAAAUAUAAUUUUUUGCAACAGACAUUUCCGAUUUCAAAUUAUAUAUAUAAAUACAUUUAACAAAUUCUGAAAUAAUUUUCCAUCAUGGAGGGCGAUUAAUGGAUUUCCACCAUCGUUUGGAACUUUCUUCACCUCUAUAAAUUAUUACCAGCAAUUUGAUACUUUAGAAAUUACGCCCCUGUGAUUUGAAGUUCAAAAUCCCCUCUCUACAGAACUGGAAUAGGUGUAACACGAUUGUGCUUUUUUAUUUUUUAAUUAGUAAAAUAUUGCAAAACUAUUGCGUUUCAAAAAAUAUAAAAAUAUGGUAAAUAUGUUUAAAUAAUGUGGCACUGCACAUUUUUGCUUACCAUAUAUACAACACAAUUAAUAACUAUGCUAAAAAUUGUUUUAAAUAAUAUUUUAUAAAAAUACAUAUAUUGAAUUACGAUCGUUAUUUAUGUAUUAGUACAUUUGUACACAAAAAUAUACUACUUAAAAAAAUUAAUACAUGAUCAAAAUACUCAAAUGAAUGCAGUUAAAACACCGCGUACUAAUCAUCUUAAACAAAUUCGUCAUAUUUUCUUAAUAAAUGUAUGUUUCAUAAUAUAAGACAAAAUAUUGAGAAUAUACAGCAUAGAUGUAGUAUACCCAUUGGUUAUAUCAUGUGUUAAUCAUAAUUAGAGCUGUGAAUUUAAUGCAGUGAAAAACAUUAAAAAUGCAAUAUAAAAUGGUUUUUAAUUUAAUUUUUAUAUUUACUUUGAUAUUACUGAUAUCGAUAUUUCACAAGCCCACAAAUAACUGGCAAUAUUGCCUUAUUUGAUAAAAUCCUUAUCUUUACCUAACCCAUAUACGGUUUGUGUAAAAUAUUUUAUAAAAUGUAAAUCUAACGUAUUUACAGACUGUGUAAAAUAAAAUGUAAAAGUUGUUAAUUAACGGAAUUUUAUGAAAAAAAAUACCGGAAAAUGAACUAAAAAGGAAAAUAUGACUUAAAGAGUCCAAAAACUAACCUUUAAAAUUAAAAACGUCAAAAAAUGCAAAAUAAAAGUUUCAUAACUUAAUUUGUCGUUACAUAAUUCAAAUUAUGUAAUUCGAAAUAAUCUACGUUUCACAAUUAGCUUAAAAAAUGCACUUUUCUAGAAAUUCAUAGCCCUACUAUCAUGAUCAUGAUUUUUAGCAUAUCCAUCAAUCGUGUUUCAUAUGUGACGGGUUCUGUUUUUACUGUAAUAUACUCUCGACUAUGAAAACACGGACAAUUUUGAGGGGACUAAUAACAAGAGUAUUUAGCCUGCCCCCAAUUUUUCUUUCCCCCAGAUUUCCUUUAUAUCAUCAUAUCAUUCAAUUGUAUUAUAAAAUAUAACUUAAAGUUAUGUAUGAGACUCAAAUUAUCAAUGUUAAUAUUUAUAAAUUAAUGACAAAAACAGAGAACAAUUAAAAUGUGCCAUACGUAAUUAAAUUUUUAUUUUUAAUAUAUAAUUUGUGAAUUCAAUUUUCUUUGUACAUUGAACUAAUUCAAAUUAUAUUAUAUGUUUAGUUUAAAACGUCUUAAGACUAUUAAAGCUACAAGUUUAAAGGUUUUACCAAUAUCAAAUACAUCAACAUCAUUAGCCAUUCCAUGUUUAAUUGAAAAAACAAUGCCAAUAGUUUCGUUCAAUAAAUUUACACCAGAUUCACACGCAAUUGAUAAAUGCUCAAUGAACAGAAGUUUUUGUACUCAAAUCGAUAAUUAUCCAAGGUAAGGCCAAAAUAAAAUUAUAUAUUUAACGGCAGGUAGUUACUAAAUAGGUGUCUUCUACUAACUUUUAAUUACAUUAAAAUUAAAAUUGUUGUUUUUUAUAUUUUGCUUUUAGAGAAGACUUGCUUCGUAUCUUCAAAAGUUUCAAAUUUAGGUUGGCUACUAAAAUCUGCAGCACAGAUCCUAUGAGUGAAGUAUGUACUAUACGUGGAAUAUAGAUAAUAAUUAUUGUAUUAUACAUAUAAUAAUAUAACAACGACUUAUAGUUUAUAGCACUUAAAAUCCACAAAAAAGUUCUUAAAAAUGUCAACAAAAAAACUGAUAAAAAACACUUGAAAAAUAUUUAAUAAAAAAAAAAAAAUGAUAGAGGGGUUUAUAAUUUUCUCACUAAUGGCUCUAACUUUUAAAAUAACUUUUUCGUAGUGUUAAAAAUUCUAUUAAAUAAGAUGUAACCGUUAGAAAGGGUAUUUUUGAACUCCUUUUUCUAUUUUAUUCUUUUAAAUAUUUUAAAGUGCUUUUUCAUGAUUUUUUUUUUUUUGAUGAUUUAAGCACUUUUUUUGGUGGACUUUUAGUACUAAAACUUCCGAGCCAGGAUUCUCGAGAGAACAGUGCUUGAAUUUGAAAGUUCUUCCUUUUUAAAAAUAUUUUAGCGUAGUAUGACUAAUUUUUCAAAACCACACAAUAAUCGAUGGAGGGCUGCAAUUAAAACUUUGUUGACUCCAAAUACUAAAUUCGCCGACCUCAAAUAAUGUUUUUGUCAACAUUUUUUCCUUUAAUAAGUAAUACAUUUGGUGCUUAUAAUAUAUAGGGAAUAUGUAAUCACGUAUUAAAAUAAAAACAAACUAAAAAUGUAUAGGUUUUACUAAAUUUAAAAUAAAACUAUCGGUAUACUUAGAAGAUUAAAUUUCCUAGUUUGGGAUACUAAUCGCUAUAUCUGACUGAAUAGAUAAUGAAUAAAAUAUAUAUUGCAUUGUUUAUCUUCUUACCAAUUUUUUGUUUCCAAUAAUUCCAAGCACUGCUAUGAAACUAGAGCUUGAAAUCGCUAUCAAAUUUAACGGUUUUGGUUUCGAAUUUUAAAUACAUUUUUGAAAUUUUUUGGUUUGAGAAUUAUUUUUGGUAAAAUGGUGAUGGUGGUGAUGAAAAUGGCGGAUUUGAAAUAUGUUUAAAACUAUGCCAGAUGAGUGACAAAUUAUAGUCUAAUUUACAUUUCCCAAAUAUUGAUCGAUAAACUCGACUGGCAGAUCAGGUAAACACUAAUCCUGAAUCUAGGGAAGGAGGGGGUUUGAAUUUACAAAUUGUACUUCCCGACCAAAAUAAAAUAUAUCUUAAAUUGUAACAGAGUAUUCAUUUUUGUUUGCUAUUAUUAUUAAUUGGCAUGUCAUAGUAAUAUAAUGUUAUACUAAUCUUGGCUAUACAUAAUACUUAGAUAUAUCGGUAUACAUAGAGAAAAUAAACGUAAACAUGUUAUUCGGGUAGUUUUAGAUUCUAAGUGUAACGAAGAAUGUAUUGGUUUUACAGAAAUUUUUAUUUUUUUUUUUCUAUAUUGUGUACAAAAAUUCUUCCAGAAAUCUUACUCCAAAGUAUCGAGUAUAGUAACUUUUCUGAAAGGGAAUUUUCCUGAGGUGGUGCUUAAUAAGGUAAUUUUUUGUAAAAUAUAUUACGGUCUUUUUUUUACCCUGUAAACAACUUUUCUACCAGAAAUUUUGCUCCAAUUUACAUUGAUAGUACUUUUUUGAAAGGAAAUCUUACUGGGAAAGUACUUUGAGGAAGUCAUAUUUUGUUUUUCCCAGGAGUUUUCCCAAUAAACGAUAUAAACGUGGUUAAAACCGGGAAAACCGGGAGAAUGGACACAAUAUUAAACAAAUAUUAUCAACGAAAAUAUAUGAUGCCUAUUUAAUAAUUUCACCAUAAUUUGAAAUAAUAUAUAUUGUUAAACUCCGCUCAGGAUCGUUUUUAGUAACCAAUCGUUUACCCCUGCUUACAGAUAUAAAUUAAUUUCCCUUUUAUAUCCUACCUUCGCAACUUCUCACCAACAACAGUGGCUGUGCCCAUCAUGUGAAUAUGCCCGUCUUUUUUAAAACAUAAUCUUUCUAUUAUUUUAAAAAAAAAAAUAUUGAUCAAAUCACUACUUAUUAUUGGUAGCUACGGCUCUGUGAAUACUUAGAUGAAUCAAUCCAUUUAGUCGAUAUUCCCACAUAGAAUUCCCAAAAUAUUAUUAUUUUGUUUUGUUAUGAAAUCUGAUAUGAUUGAGAUGUUAAUUAAUAUUUUAUUCGCAAGGUUGUUUAUUAACCAAGGAAGAUUGAUUCUUCUUAAAUUGAUUGGUUGGAUAAUUUGAAACCCAGGCCGGACUGGUAUGGGUAAGGACAGGGAGCAUGUAUAAUUUGUAAAUGUAGAUUUUGGUUAAGGUUGAUAGAAAACUAUUUUGGUUUAUUAUUGAGCCUAGAGUCUAUGUAGAUAUUUAACUAAUUAUGACUAUUCGAUUUGAGUUUCUUUGAUUCUUAGCUUUGGAGUACUUGAUAAUGAUUUAUUUGUGAUGAAGAUAGCUAAUGUUUUAGAUGGGUGAACGAUAACACCAAACCAUUUUUAAAUAUGAAAAACCGCACCUCAACCACGCGGUGUCAAUAGCUGAUGUAUUGUUUUUGAUCGUCAUAGUAACUUACCGUCCAAUCUGUAUUCAAGGUACAUUAUGGCCUUUAAUAAGACCUUUUUGACUUUUUUGUGUUUUGUCUCGUAACAUCGGUUUAAAAAUGUAUUAGUCUCGGAUUGAGUUUCGAGAAAUGUUUUUAAAAUUUGUUGAUUUCGGUCUUAAGAACUGUUUUUUUUAAAGUGUUCGUUUUCAUAUUGGGUGUUAGAAAAUGACAAUAUCGCAGUUUUAAUCGUUUCUUCAAAACCAGGUUCGAGUCGUGCAAAAAAUCAACUAAAGAAUUUAAAUUUGUACCAAUUGUUCUAAAUACCAAUAAUUGUAUAAUUUUCCCUGUUGAAAAGAACACCAUAAUAUUUUGUAAAUUAUUUAGUGAAAAUUUUGUUUUAGAUGUAUGAUUUUGAACAUAGGAAUCCUAAGAUGUCUACCUUUCUUCAACCAAUGUGUGAAUCACAAGUAAGUUUUUAUAUUAUUAAUACUAUUUCUGUUAUACAUGUAUAAACUAUUCCUACUAGACGUACUAAGAAAUUCUUAAGUAUAACUUAGACAUUUUAUAAUGAAAUUAAAAACAUUAAAAUUGAAAAUAAAAAAAUUAUUCUGACUGGAGUAUUGAUAUUGAACAAUUUCUGUAAAUCGAAAUACUGAUAGUUUAACAGUAGGGUAGUGAUACUUCAUGUACUUACGUACGUUGAAUUUUUGAAAGAGUGUGGACAUUAAAUAGUUUACUUAAAUCCCUUUACAACAUCAACACUAUACAUAUAUACAAAAUCAAGAGGAAGGAAUAAAUACUGCACCAUAAUGAUUUCGUUUAUUGUCUUAUGUAUUAUUAUUGCUAACUUUUAUUCUCAAAUUAAAUUUUCCUACGAGGCAUGAUUUUCAUUUUACAUUUGGGUCUAGAUGUUUUAGAGGACAGUGUAGCUAUAGUAAACAGAAAACAUGGUCUAAUUAUUAUUAUUAUCAUUAUUACUUUAUGAUAAUUUUAAAAUACAAUUAUUUCAAGGUUCGUGAAUAACUUACGGGUUUGGGAAAAAAUAUAAAAAUAUAUAAGACCGUUACAUAUAACUUUUGUUCUUAUUGCGCUCGCAUGUAAGUAAUCCGUAGUUAGAUAUUCAAUAUUCGCAUUUUCUGACCAUUAUUAAUCACUGUUAAAGUUUCCCAUUUAUUAAUUUUUUAAUAACAAGAGAUUAUAUUUAAAUUAUUAUUGUACAAAUUUUAACUUAUAUUUAGUUUUUUGUAUUUUAUCAUACUAUAAUUUUUAAUCUUGGCAAAUCCACAUAUAAGUACCAUGGUGAAAUACUUACGGUAUUUAAUAUACUGAUUAUACUCAACAAUAUCUAUUUAAUCGAAACCAUACAUUUUCAUUUGAUAAAAAAAUUUUUUAGGCAAAAGUGAUAUAUCCAGAAGCAGGUGUUGUUAAAAAUAAUAAAUGGCGUUUUAUUGUACAAGAUCAAAAUGCUAUCAAACAAGGAAUUCGAGUGGAAACGUGUUUGUAUGUAUAUCAAAAAUAAUAACAAAUAUAAGUAAAUUGUUAUUUAAAAAUCUGAAAUAAACAAAAUUAUUUCCGUAGAAAUGACGGAGGACCAAGCAAAUUUAGCGAUAGCCUGCCAAUGGGCUACAAAACUACUUGUGUUCAAAAGUAUAUCUACAAGAAAUUGAUGGCCAUUACAGAAGGGGAAGAUAUUUAUUAUGAUACGUUUAAAUUGCCAUCGUGCUGUGCGUGCAUGUACAGUUUCGACGAAAAUUUAUUACUUUAG
Molecule: messenger RNA, 31868 nt
Organism: Cinara cedri
Lineage: Eukaryota; Metazoa; Arthropoda; Insecta; Hemiptera; Aphididae
Source: the annotation of a GenBank genome assembly